GGAGUCAAAAGCAAAUGUGGAAGCAGUAGAAAAAACUUGGAAGUGUUAAACUUGGUUGUAUAUAACGUAUAACCAACUCUGUUUCUGGAGUGUAGUUUCCAGUUCUUUUAACUCUCCAUCACUCUCUCUCUCUCUAUUUAGCAGGGAGCAUACUGCACAUAUUAUAUUUGUGUCAGUCGCAACAAAUUAAAAAGAAAAAAAAUACACAGAGCAAUUUUUCAUCAUAAUUAAUGCCUCUCCGAAGAAAAUCGUGAGCUUUUUCCUGUUUCACGUUUUUUCUAUCACUCUAUUAACUGUGAAGAAUUUCCAGCAUCGAUCUGAUUUAGAUCUUUUGCUGUUUGUUCAGUGAUGGACUUCAGUAAGAUAUCGCUGGAAAUCUUCUCAAAGCUGGAGCAGAAAUGGUUGUAUCACUACGAAGGGAAGAAAACUCGUAUUCUCAGUAUUGACGGUGGUGGAACUACCGGCAUUGUUGCCGGUUCUGCAUUAAUCCAUCUCGAAAACCAGAUCUGUGCUAAGACUGGUGAUCCUCACGUUAGAAUUUCUGAUUUCUUCGAUAUUAUCGUCGGUACUGGAAUAGGUGCUAUCUACGCUGCAAUGCUUGUUGUUGAUGGAGGAGAAGGCCGUCCAUUAUUCACGGCGAAGGAUGCCGUGAAAUUUGUGAAGGAAAAUCAGUCGCGUCUGUUUAAGGCUAAGAAAGUCGGCGUUCUCCGUCGGAAGAAGAGGUUUUCAGGGAAGAGUAUGGAGAAGGUGUUGAAGGAAGUGUUUAGAAGAGAAGACGGUAAAGCGUUAACAUUGAGGGACACGUGUAAGCCUCUACUUGUUCCGUGCUUUGACCUCAACAGUUCUGCGCCCUUCGUCUUCUCCAGAGCUGAUGCUAUUGAGUCCUUCAGUUACGAUUUUGAUCUCUGGAAAGUAUGCCGUGCCACGUCAGCAAAUCCAUCCAUGUUCAAGCCGUUUAAUCUUAAGUCUGUGGACGGUAAAACCUCGUGCCUCGCCGUUGACGGUGGUCUCGUCAUGAACAAUCCCGCCGCCGCUGCCGUUACUCACGUUUUGCACAACAAACGAGAUUUUCCUUCCGUCACCGGCGUCGAUGACCUAUUGGUUCUCUCUCUAGGUAACGGUCCGUUAAGCUCACCGACAAACUUGAAACUGCGAAAUGAUGGCUACUGCUCUCCAUCAUCCGUCACCGGGAUUGUUCUGGACGGCGUUUCGGAAACCGUUGACCAAAUGCUCGGCAACGCCUUCUGCUGGAACCCCAAUGAUUACGUUAGAGUUCAGGCGACCGGCUAUGCAAGUGGAGGAGUGGGACCGGGAGUUCAGGAAGCGUUGGAAGAAAGAGGAGUGGAGUCAUUGCCAUUUGGCGGUAAGCGGUUACUGACGGAGACUAACGGACAGAGAAUCGGCGGUCUGGUGCAACGCCUUGUUGCUACCGGAAGAAGUAGUGUGCCGCCAAGUCCAUGCAAGGAAGCUGCCGUUAGUCCUCUAAGAAACGGACGUUAAGUCAAUUUUCCUUCUUUUUUUAUUUUUAAUCUUUUACUUUCUGGCCAUUUUGUACUACUGAUACUUUUUUGUCAGUUUACGACUUUUAACUGUGUCAAUGGUGGAAUUAAAUACUAGGGUGUUUAAUAGUUGUACUAAUACUACUACUUGUAGUACCAAUUUAUCCAUAUAUGUUUAGAUCUUAAAAAUGUUUUGAAAUCAAAUGAGUUAGAUAUUAAAAUUU
Solanum dulcamara is the source of this 1723-nucleotide messenger RNA. Its product is annotated as probable inactive patatin-like protein 9. The record is from RefSeq and is a predicted model, not a curated record. NCBI's taxonomy places the organism in Eukaryota, Viridiplantae, Streptophyta, Magnoliopsida, Solanales, Solanaceae. The transcript is spliced from 2 exons. Gene Ontology annotation, biological process: lipid metabolic process. Bases 349 to 1500 code for a protein of 383 amino acids.